Messenger RNA from Tachysurus fulvidraco (yellow catfish), 2983 nucleotides. Its product is annotated as transcription termination factor 1b, mitochondrial. Gene Ontology annotation, cellular component: mitochondrial matrix. The record is from RefSeq and is a predicted model, not a curated record. Gene Ontology annotation, molecular function: double-stranded DNA binding. Bases 475 to 1641 code for a protein of 388 amino acids. Gene Ontology annotation, biological process: regulation of DNA-templated transcription; termination of mitochondrial transcription. The transcript has 2 exons. Lineage: Eukaryota; Metazoa; Chordata; Actinopteri; Siluriformes; Bagridae.
AAGAGUAGUGGCCGAAUCCCAAACGCGUUCCUGUUCGGUCUGAAGUGCACUACACAAUGUACGGUGUUUUUAUAGCUAACAUGUGGUGCGCGUGCAUAGUGACUAUUCCGUGAUUUGGGAUCGAGCCUCAGUAACGCACUUAAACUGGUUAGUUAUCUUUAUAACUCGCUUUAUUCAGCAGGAAUAACAUCCGUGUUAGUUAUUUCUACUCUGCGCUACGAUAAAACACUCUGUACGGAUUUUAUUCAACUAAAUCGUUAACCUUGUUUGUAUUUCGAGCGAUUUUUUGGGAGCUAAUGUAGCUUUGGGCUAAUGAGUGAUUUAUUAUCAGCUGUGCUCCCUACACAAGUGCCCUACCUAGGGAGGGUUAGUGCACACUAUACACCCUAUCUAGUGCACUACUGCUUCAACACGGCGCCGUUUGGGAUGCAGCCGGUCGCAUGAGGGGAUCUGUGAGUCGCAGAGUGACAAAAAAUGGCUUUGCAGCGGAUCUUGUUUUUGCUCCGGCCGCUCAGGAGCCGAUUAUCACCAUCGGUUACCGUGUACAGAUUCUCCAGCGGCACAAGAGCAGAUGAUAAUGAAGCGAAAACGGACGUAAACGACGAUAAAACAGAACCUUUUGCGUUAGCUUCUGAGAACAAGUCUUUGCUGGAGAACCUCAGUGUGCUUGGUGUGGAUGUGAAGAUGGCACAGCGACGGCAACCCGGUGUUUUUCGCAAAAUCCAAACGAACGAGCGAGGAUUGAUCGAUUUCCUCGGACAGAAAGGCGCGAGCCGAGAUAUAAUCGCUAGCAUUAUUUCCCGUUUUCCACGAGCUAUAACGAGAUCCGAGGAACACCUGGAGGAACGCUGGCGUCUUUGGCGCAGCAUCUUCAGCAGCGAUGAUGAGGUUGUUAAGAUCCUAAACCGUUCUCCAGAGUCAUUCUUUCGCUCAAGUGAUAACAGCAACCUGGAGAAGAACAUACAUUACCUAAGUUCAUUAGGGAUAAAGCCUAAAGAUCUGCACCGUCUCUUAACCAUGGCACCAAGGGUCUUCUCAAACACUUUGGCACUGAACCAAACAAUGGUGGAGCUCCUGGAGAAUGUAAGCAUGAGCCUUGGAGGUACUGAUAGUAAGAAGUUUGCUCGCACUGUCAUUUCUAGAAAUGUGUACAUCUUGAUCCGGAGCACAAAACGUGUCAGGUCUAACAUCGAGUUCCUCCUGAGUGCACUGGAGCUCAGUGACGAGGAGGCGCUCAUUCUUCUGCAGGGCCACGGUGCCAAAAUCCUUGAUCUGUCACAUGAAAAUAUGAAGACAAACUUCAGAAGCCUGCAGCUGAAGCUAGAUUCUCUGGGCUGCAGCCAGGAGCAAGUGAGGGAGAUCAUCCUGAACUAUGCUCCUAUACUUUUUGUCUCCUCAAACACGCUGAACCAGAAGCUGGACUGCCUGACCGAAGGUGGGAUCGACAUCAGAAGCAUCAUAGAGAAACCCAAAUUGCUGGAUUACAGCGUCACCACACUGAAACAACGGCUGAACGAUCUGCACCAACUUGGUUAUGACUUUAAGGUUAAUGGAAUCAGCGUCUUGGAUUUGAGCAACAAGAGAUUCAAAUGUAAACUGGAGAAACUGCAAGAACUUGGAAUGUGGGAGCAGGACAAAUAACCAGGACUUUAAAACCCUAGUUCCUAAAGUGUGAGCCUGGGUGCAAGAACAUCAUGUAAUUGUGUGUUUAAUGUACAUGGCAGGAUAGAGUAUGUAGGGAGUGAUAAGACUGAUAAGCUAAGCUAGGGGUCAAAGUCAAGCGUCAAGUGUGUAGUACUGUAUCUGUGGGACGGUUUUAUGUCUAUUCCACUGUCACAGCAGAACAUUUUAACCAGCUUGGAACUGAUCUAAAAGUAUAAUGAGCCCUUGCUGUUUAUGGUACACUUUAUGGACCAAUGGUGUGUAGAUAACUGAACAUCAAAACCAUGUGUGUUUCUUCCUUAAACUGUUGCUACAAAGCUGUCUGUAAUGUCAUUGUAUACUGUAGCAUAAUAUUUUUCCUUCCAAACGCUGCUCCAUCAGGACAAUGUCCCUGUGUACGAAGCAGCUCCAUGAAGACUUGGUGUGGAGGUGAAGGUUGUAGUGAAGAUCUCCAGUGUCCUGCACUGACUCUGACUCAACACCACUGAACACCUUUGGGAUGAACUGAAACUGGUGUCUCAUCAACAUCCCAACAUCAGAGUCUGAUCUCACUCAAGCUUUUAUAGAUAAAUGAACACAAAUCCUCACAGCUACAAUCACCAGCUAGUGGAAAACCUUCCAGAAGAGAGGAGCAGAUUACAAGAGUAAAUACAAGGGGAAUUAAUGUGGAAUGGGAUGUUCAGUAAGCACGUAUGGGUGAGAUGUUCAGGGGUGGACACGCAGUGGUGGAGUGAACCAGCACAGCUCAUUCAGCACUGAUGUGUAGAUGGAUGUGUCAGAGGAACAAAUCCCAAUCAGAACAUUUAUAUACUCAACACAAACAUUGUUUAAAUUGCUUUUGCUUACAAACAGCUUCAUAAAUCAUUUGUAUUCAAAUGCAGUGAUGUGUCGGUUGGUCUCCUGGUCUCUUGAUCUCCUGGUCUUUUGGUCUCCUGGUCUUUUGGUCUCCUGGUCUUUUGAUCUCCUUGUCUUUUGGUCUCCUGGUCUCCAGCGAGGUCCCCAUCUAGCAAUCAGAGACAGAAAAUGAAGUGGACGAGGGAAAGCUUAGAAUACACAGUAUCUCACCGUAGAGCUCAUACAACAUUAACCUUCAUCUCCUCAGUGCUGACUGAAGUAACAUGAUAUAUUUAUUUUUUAUUUUGUCUUGUCAACUUUUUACUCCUCAUAAUCAACCACUGUCCUCAUAAUCAACCACUGUCCUCAUAAUCAACACUGUCCUCAUCAUCAACACUGUCCUCAUAAUCAACACUCCUCAUAAUCAACCACUGUCCUCAUAAUCAACACUCCUCAUAAUCAACACUGUCCUCAUCAUCAACACUCU